Messenger RNA from Brienomyrus brachyistius, 2453 nucleotides. RefSeq names its product dorsal inhibitory axon guidance protein b (gene draxinb). Gene Ontology annotation, biological process: Wnt signaling pathway; axon guidance. The record is from RefSeq and is a predicted model, not a curated record. Gene Ontology annotation, cellular component: extracellular region. The transcript is spliced from 15 exons. Bases 770 to 1975 code for a protein of 401 amino acids. NCBI's taxonomy places the organism in Eukaryota, Metazoa, Chordata, Actinopteri, Osteoglossiformes, Mormyridae.
GAGAAAGAUAACUGACAAAAAAAAUGGGGCUGAUGGGGGAUCUGUUGUCAACACGAUUUUAAGUUCACGAGAAGAAUUUUAAGUGUUUCUAAUAAUCUCUCAGGUUUUCCUAUUGUCUUACCGGGUCGGAUCCUAAUGCAAAGGAAAUUACAUUAUCAGACGGGUGAUGUAAAAAUGGUCAAACCCCAGUGGCAAGAAAUUUUAACAAUAGGGAGGAGCUGCAGGCCCAUCGGCGUGUUCCCUGCAGUGUUCAAAGGAUAAUAAUGCAGAGAUGUGCUGUGUGUGUCAUGAGUAAUGCUUGACCCAUGCAUGUAAUUAAAGUAUGAUUCUGCCAGUAUAAAGAACGUAUACAAGCUCGCCGGGUUUUUACAAAAGCUCUGUGGUUCCUGUCCUCAGCGAAUGGCGCCAUAAGGACGCAUGAUUGUGUGAGUGGUGUAACUGUUCAUGUCCAUGUUAUUUAAAAACGCUCGCCGUCCGCAACUGCCCGCCCCCCUCGAGUGGCACACCCCCCCUCAGGUACACCCAGGACGCGCGUUGACAUCAGCGCACAACGGGGACGCGCAUCGGAGUUGAGCACCAGUGAUCUGGAACUAAAGUCCCUUCCAGUUUGGCAACUGACGACAACGAUACCAGACCAGGCAACACGGGCAUUCAGUCUGUGUGCGAGAGAGAAACCCCCCAGUGAGACCCUCCAUUCAUCACUGUCGGCCUGGGGAGUAUAUGACACAUAUUCAAGAUGCUGAAGCCUAAGGUGAGGCUGCUUUGAGACAUGCCGUUCUCAGUCUGGGGCCUGAGCUUAGCCGUCAUUCUUGCUGCGCUGGCUGUUUCGCACGGCACUCAGCCUGCAUCUAGCGCCACCAAGGAGAGCACAGUGCCAUCUUCUGGCAACACCAAUGCCCUGCAGAACAUGAAGACUUGGGUGCAGGAGGAGUGGCUCCGCUCCCGGCACGGUUGGCCCCGCCCCUUCCAGCUGAUGGGGCCAAUCGCAGACGCCGACGAUGAUGGGGCGGGUCUGGAGGGCCUGGAGCCUGUAAAGCUGGAGAGAGGCCCCCCGGAGGCACCGGCUGAGACAGAGAGCGGGUUCCUUGGUGCUUGGGGCCCCCAGCACACACUGGACGACCUCCCCCCAGGCAGUGAGGGCUCUGUGAAGGGCUGGCGCCGCCACAGACACCGUGCAGGACACAGAAGGCUGGCAGCUCGCAAGAGCAAGAACCACCAUGUAACAGAACGUUCCAGAGAAGUCCUGCUGCCCUUGGAGCUAAAGGAGGUGGGGGGCUUACAGGAGCAGCUUCCUUGGACAGCCCCUUCUGAUGCUUCGAAGUCCCCCACAACACCCACUCCGACACCCACCAUCGUCAGCUCCAGCAUAUCUCUGGUAACCACAGUGACGUGCGAGGAGCCCCUGGUGCUGCCCCCAGCCUCUACCAGACCUCAGAUUGGCAUCACUGCCAAGGAUAACCGAAGCAUUCUGGAGGACGAUGUUCACCCAGUGGUCCAAACAUUGUUCCCUGAAGGUGCUGCCAUGUAUCAGGAUGAUAAUGCACCAAUAUGCACAAAGCCAUCUCCAGUGCGUGGGGUCUGGAAGACCCAGGCUGAAGUGACGCCGACCCUGGACAUGGCUCUCUUUGACUGGACGGACUAUGAGGAUCUGAGGCCAGCUGACACCUGGAGGUCCUCCAAGAAGAAAGACAGGCAACACAGCAAGAGUCUUGGUGGUGGGAAUAAGACCACGGACAUGGAGACAUGUGAUCACCACACGGACUGCGGAAAGGGCUCCUGCUGCGACCUCAGGCGACAUGUGUGUACACAGCACAACCGCGGGCUUAACAACAAAUGCUACGACGACUGCAUGUGUGAUGAAGGGUUCCGCUGCUAUGCGAAGUUCCACCGGAAACGACGCGUCACACGGAGGAAAGGCCGCUGUGUGGACCCAGAGUCUGUGAACCAGGGGAAGGGGGCAUUUAUCACCAUCUGAGAGCUAUGCAGGGGCGGGCUCAGCUGCCAUAUCGCAGUGCUUCACGCAGGACUGUUAGUGAUAGAUAUGCAUGUCUCCCUGGGGGUGAAAUGGAAAUGUCAUGUCUUAAACUGUUUUCAGAAUUGUGGCAUUGCUGUGCUCUUAGACAAAUAGUUUUUUUGUGUAAUUUAUUUAAAUUUUAUUUAAAAACAAAUCCCAAUUUACUUAAUUUUCUUGUGUCAUUUCUGAGGGGGGGGCUGUUUUCUGCUCUUUCAUGGCUUGUUAAAUCAUCCAUAACAUCUUCCACACUGUACACAGCUCCCCUUAACCUCUGGCCAUUUUGUACAUUUUUGUUUUACUUUUGUUGUUGUAAAAUAUAAAACUUAUUUUCAAAAACGUUCUUUACAUUAAAAUCACUAUACUGGGCUUUAUGAUGACAUUUAUCAUGCUUUAUCACAGCUGCUCUGGAAUUAAAGUGCGUCAAUGCAAGUUUCCAAAA